Saprolegnia parasitica CBS 223.65 is the source of this 1727-nucleotide messenger RNA. RefSeq lists its product as hypothetical. NCBI's taxonomy places the organism in Eukaryota, Oomycota, Saprolegniomycetes, Saprolegniales, Saprolegniaceae. Bases 33 to 1685 code for a protein of 550 amino acids. Gene Ontology annotation, molecular function: protein binding. The transcript has 5 exons. The record is from RefSeq and is a predicted model, not a curated record.
ACCCCUCGGUCAUUUUGCAUUCGCGUCGGUACAUGAUCAUGGCAAGCCACGCCGAAGACGCGCUGGGCGGCGACGCGAACGUGGACAUGACGGGCGAGGUCCCGAUGCUCGGGCUGCCCUCGACCACCGACGAGCCCAUGACGAUGAUCGAGGCCAGCGACGAUGGCAUGAUGGAGAUGGCCGACGACCGCAGCCGCCGCCAUCAGGUCGACGUCGAGAACGCGAUCAACAUGCCGAUGCGCAAGAAGAUGCGCCUCAGCUUCAUCCCGGACGAGAACUGCGGCAGCGGCAACAGCACGGACGACGAGAAGGACCAGCAGGCGCAAGUGCAGACCCGCCUCUUUGGCCUCCUCAAGCAAGGCGAGGCCCGGCACUUUGUAGCGCUCUUCAACCAGCAGACGCCAAGAGGCAAGCAGACGCUCCUCGCUGCGAAGGACGAGGUCGGCUUUACGCUCCUCAUGAGCGCGGUCAAGUACACGAGCCUCGACGUCUGCCGGCUCUUGAUCUCGCACCGCGUCGACGUCAACGAAGUCAACGACAAGAAGAACUCGGCGCUGCUGUUGGCGGCACAGAAAGGCCUGAUGGAGAUCUCGCAGUGCCUCCUCGACGCCGGCGCGUCCUCGGAAUCGCGCAGCGCCGCCCUCGUUCCGGCAGCGCACUUUGGCCACUUGGACGUCGUGCACCUCUUGCUCCGGUCCGGCGCCGACCCCAACUACGCCAACCAGAAGGGCACGACCCCACUCAUGCGCGCUGCUCAAGAAGGCCAAGGCGCGGUCGUGCAGGCGCUUCUCCAGAACCGGGCCGACGCGAACGCGGCGAACAUGGAAGGCAUGACGGCCCUCAUGCUCGCCUCGCAGCGCGGGCACGCCGAUAUUGCCGACAUUUUGAUCAACGCGGGCGCCAUUGUCGACAAGCAAACGCGGCAAGGCAGUACGGCGCUGCUCCUCGCGGCGAAGCGCGGUCAUGCGAAGGCCAUCGUCGCACUGCUCAGCGCUGGCGCCGAUAUGUUUCUCAAGGACGAGCGGGACAAGACGGCGCUGGACAAUGCGUCGCGCCGCGGCAACGAAGAACUCAUUCGAAUUCUGACCAUUGACAACCAACAACGCUUGAUGAAGUACCGACUGCGCAUGCUGCGCAACUACAUGCUCAUGAAGAUGUGCACGCUGUACCUUCUCAACCGCGCGCAGCUCUUGCCGCGGCGAACGGCCGCCGCCACCUCGUACGGGAGCUGGCUCGUGCGCGCCUUUGGCCUCCCCAAGCCGCUGUUGCGCAACAUUGCGCAGUUUUUACCGCUCUCCCGGACGUGGUCGACGCAGCUGCGCAACUUGAACCACCACGUUGCGAUGGACCCGAGCCAAGUCGUGUCCAAAGGUCUCUUCAUCAUGAACGAGGUGCUCUGCGACGCAAAGCUCGAAGUCCGCUUCUUUCCUAACAUGACGGGUCCGGGACAGCUCAUCUUGCUGCGCGAGCGGCCCGAGUACCAAGAGCUCUUGGCGUCCAACGCGCUGGGGCUCUCGAUGCCACCGGAAAUGCUCCAGCGGCUCUGCCACAUGGCGAACCUCCAAGGCGUUUUGGCGCAGUACCCGUCGCUCGAAGCGAUCGAGUUUGGCACGGUCGUCGCCCAGGACGUCCUCACGGUCCUUCAAGCUCUGCUUGAGUGGGACGACCUCCGGCGGCGAUAUUGAAAGGACGUCUAUUUAUCGUAUUUAAUGAAAAGUGCAUGUCCG